AUGGAGCCAGCCCCGAUGCCGAGUCCUGAUGAAUCAUCUCAAUAUGAAGUUUUUGAUGUCUCCAAGUUCGGAGCCACCGCCGCUGCCGAGUCAGACGACACUAUUGCAUUUAAGGAUACAUGGGAGGCCGCUUGCAAGAACCAGGGACGAACAAGAUUUUACGUCCCAGAAGGAAAAUACCUAGUGGGUGCGAUCGACUUCUUGGGCCCUUGUCGCAGUGAAUCAACCAUGGAAGUAGAGAUGAGAGGAGAGCUAGUUGCUCCAGCGAGCAUUAAGGAGUUUCGUUUUAAUCAAUGGAUUACUUUUCAUAACCUAAACGACAUCUUAGUGUACGGAGGUUCUAAUUUAGACGGCCAAGGCAAAGUUGAAGCCUGGAAUCAAACAAGUUGCGCGAGGGCCUGGAAAUGUGACAAACUCAUCACGUCUUUAAUAUUGGCCAAUGUGACAAAUGCAAUCGUCAAAGACAUUUCGUUAUCAAAUUCGAAAGGGUUUCAUAUGAACUUACGUUAUUCUCAUAACGUUACCGUUCAAAACAUCACUCUAAGUUCCCCGUGGAACAGUCCCAACACCGACGGGAUUCACGUCCACAGCUCUUCUAACAUCAAAAUCGCCGACUCAAACAUCGGAGUCGGAGACGAUUGCAUCUCCAUCUCCACCGGGAGCCUCAACGUGCUCGUUUCCAACACACAUUGUGGUCCAGGCCAUGGAAUCAGUAUUGGGAGCUUGGGGAGGAACAAGAACGAGGAGGAAGUGAGAGGGAUUAAGGUUAAAAACUGCACCAUCAACGGAACUGAUAAUGGAGUUCGGAUCAAGUCAUGGCCUUCUUCGCCUGCACCGAGCCAAGCUGGUUAUAUGACAUUCGAGGACAUUGUGAUGGUUAACGUCUCCAACCCCAUUAUCAUUGAUCAAGAGUAUUGCCCUCAUGAUAGCUGCAACACCACCUUUGCAUCGAUGGUGAAACUGAGCAACAUAGAGUUCAAGAACGUAAGAGGAACGUAUAACACUGAGUUCGGGGUGACUCUUAGAUGCAGCUCACUCGCGGCAUGUGAGAAUAUAACGCUCACCGACGUCAAUCUUAACCGUAUUAAUGCGACGAAUCUGAAGCAGCGAGAGAGGCUUAGUAUGAAGGGUGGUCUUCAUGGCUUAGCGAUUUCCAACUCAACCUUUAACUAA
Molecule: messenger RNA, 1173 nt
Organism: Microthlaspi erraticum
Lineage: Eukaryota; Viridiplantae; Streptophyta; Magnoliopsida; Brassicales; Brassicaceae
Source: the annotation of a GenBank genome assembly